Molecule: messenger RNA, 895 nt
Organism: Propithecus coquereli (Coquerel's sifaka)
Lineage: Eukaryota; Metazoa; Chordata; Mammalia; Primates; Indriidae
Gene: DCUN1D2
Product: DCN1, defective in cullin neddylation 1, domain containing 2
Exons: 7
Coding region: 95-874 (259 amino acids)
Biological process (GO): positive regulation of ubiquitin-protein transferase activity; protein neddylation
Cellular component (GO): ubiquitin ligase complex
Molecular function (GO): cullin family protein binding; ubiquitin conjugating enzyme binding; ubiquitin-like protein binding
Source: RefSeq, a predicted model, not a curated record
CCCGAGGCCGCGGCCGCGGGAGGACGAGGGCGGAGACGGCCGGCUGCGCCUGCGCACGAGGCUGGGGCCGGCGGACGCGGGCGGCGCGGGGAGAAUGCACAAGCUGAAAGCAUCUCAGAAGGACAAGGUCCGCCAGUUCAUGGCGUGCACGCACGCCAGCGAAAGAACUGCUAUCUACUGCUUAACGCAGAAUGAGUGGAAACUGGACGAGGCCACAGACAGCUUCUUCCAAAACCCAGACUCGUUCCACAGGGAGUCCGUGCGGAGCGCGGUGGACAAGAAGAAGCUGGAGCAGCUGUACGGCAGGUAUAAAGACCCACAGGAUGAAAACAAAAUUGGAAUCGAUGGGAUCCAGCAGUUCUGUGAUGAUUUAAGCCUAGACCCUGCCAGCAUCAGCGUUUUGGUCAUAGCGUGGAAGUUCAGGGCAGCAACGCAGUGUGAAUUUAGCAAAAAGGAAUUCGUAGAUGGCAUGACAGAGCUUGGGUGCGAUAGCACAGAGAAGCUAAAGGCUCUUCUGCCAAGACUGGAACAAGAGCUUAAGGACACAGCGAAGUUUAAAGACUUUUAUCAGUUUACCUUUACCUUUGCUAAGAACCCUGGGCAGAAAGGUUUAGAUUUAGAAAUGGCUGUUGCAUACUGGAAAUUAGUAUUAUCUGGAAGGUUUAAGUUUUUAGAUCUUUGGAACACGUUCUUAUUGGAACAUCACAAAAGAUCAAUUCCAAGGGACACUUGGAACCUCCUGCUAGAUUUCGGAAACACGAUUGCAGACGACAUGUCCAACUACGAUGAAGAAGGAGCCUGGCCAGUUCUUAUAGACGAUUUCGUAGAAUACGCUCGGCCAGUGGUCACAGGUGGAAAACGCAGAAAUUUCUAGGCGGAAAAUGGAGACGGGUCG